Molecule: messenger RNA, 5524 nt
Organism: Chara braunii
Lineage: Eukaryota; Viridiplantae; Streptophyta; Charophyceae; Charales; Characeae
Source: the annotation of a GenBank genome assembly
ACCGGGUUUUCGAACGUGCACUUCCUCGACAACCGGAGGUCGCAAAAAGCAAAACUGCACAGUGUGACAACGGCGAAUGAUCACGUCGUGGUGGACCUGCCGCCUCGUGCGUUUAGGGCUGACAUGACUCCUCCCACAAUCGUCAAGUUCGGAUCCCGGCGAACUUCGCAGUUUCGCAUGACGCGAGUUUUGCCUGUGUUCUUUCUGGCGUCCGACGACUUUUCGCAACGACAUAAGCUCGCCGGGAUCCGACUCCGCGUUGUGCCCGUCUUGGGAACCGUGAUGGUUCUCCGAGUGCGGCCUGUUAACGUCGACCGCCAGUGCAACAGCGAUCCGUGCGGACUAUGUCGUUUGAUUGCUCGCCAACUAUGUUUACGAGUGUCAGCGUCCCCGUGUGUGUCGUUUGAUAGUACGUCUUCUUCCAAGGGCGAGGUGGAGCCAACAGGGACCUCCGGGAAGGAAUCACGAAAAGAUUCCACGAGGCGGUCGUCUACUGCCACGCAGAGGUGGUCGAACCAUUCGAGGUCGACAUGGUUCAUCGACUGGUGCUGUGGAGACGCUUCCAACCCCUCUGCGCAGCCAUGUGGUACCGUCAUCUUCAUCGAUGACAGCAGAAGGCGUAGAGUGCUUGGUGCCGUCUUGUGGUGGGAGGACGCAAAGGGGGGCCGGCGACAUUUCUAUAUGCAAAAAGUUUAUGGCGCCAAGGGCAACGUCGUUGCCAAUUCGAAAGGGACGUUGUUGGACCUCGAGUUGUGUGAGGGGUUCGGAGCGGGUGCUGUGAACACCCGGUUCUACAGAGAACUCGUUCUCGGGGGCGGUUUUGUUUUGGCGCGUGAAUUUUUCGACAUGUUGGAGAACAGAAACAUCGCUCUAGACGUCCCCUACGACGUCAACCCAUCCCUGGAGCUGUCAUUGCCGUUGAAGCUGUGCAGUGGUUGCGAGUCAAGCAGGGCAGCGGCGGAGGGCGGUGAUCUGGGUUCUGGUCCCGCCACUCAGCUGCACCGUGGCGAGAGUCGAGGUGAGUUCCACGAAAGCGAGCAUGAAGGGACUGCUCCGCCAUUGAGUGACACGCGGCGGUCUGUGUUGUAUAUUCCUGGGGUUCAGACUGAUGCUCCGGUUCAGCGGAAGAGUACGGGGCCUGCAGUACAGGUGGCGGCCUAUUCGGAGGUCGACUUGGAGGCGAGCAAGGGACAGGGUGUGGAGGAGGUGGACGCGGGAGGCCUGGGCUCGCAAGGAGCUCCGCAUACGAGGAGGGGGGAUCGUCCAGACGAGUUCGCCAGUUGUAUGAAGAAGUUAAAGAGCAAGGCCCCCAGGACUGCGGGGGAGAAACGCAAGGGGACCGAGGGGGAGCAGGGCCGGCAGGUUGCCAAACGACCGUCUUUGAGACAGAAGCAGCCUGCGUCUGGACCGUCUUCUCCACCGACAACAGGGACUCCCAUCGAUGUCGACGCCGGGUACUUCCUCGAGUACAAAGAUGGCGUUCGGACAAAGCAGGAGUUCGACAUUAGCCCUGCGCAGGUCGUCGACCUCGGGGACUGGGAGGACAUGUACAACCAGCGGUCCCUGGAUCCCGUGCUCGUGAAAGGGAUCAAAGAAGCGAUGCAGUUGGCAUUCAAAAACAAAGCGCAGUCUUACGAUUUACCAACCCUGAAGCUGGCGCCGCUGGGGCUUGAUAAACCGGCUCCGGGGACCAAGGCAGAACGUCUGAGGCCGGAGGAUUGGAGGGAUGAGCUGGCAGGACAAUACUACUACUACGCGGUGUGUGGGCAGCACAACGCGGCUGCCGAGAGGUCGCUGCUCAGCAGCGAGGUGGCCAGGAAAUACAAUUUUGAGCGGUGGCCUGCACGGAUGGUCUACUUUUCGGACGACGACUUCGAAGGGUACUUCCUUGUCAGUUCCCAGGACAAUAAGAAGGACCUGAAGGCGCCCCCACGACAGCUGAAGCUGUCAAUGAGGGACAUUAGGUGGCAGUGGAAGCGCGCCGGUUGCCCGCGUGGUGUUAUGAGGAACCCCAGCGGAAAACAGGAUCAGGUCCGGAAGUGGCGUGAAUUCUGUAAUGUCGCACUCAACAUGACAUCACACAAAAACUUGUGGAUUCUCGCAGAUCAGCAGGGCGAGGAGGCCAUCAGGAAACAAGGCGCUGCCCUGCGUUCCUAUUUCCCGUUGGCGAUGGCAGGGGAGAACGUCUGGAAACUGGCCGUCGAGUUUUUCGAGAAAUGGGAGACAGGCAGAUUGCUCGGACACGAUGGCGCAAAGUGGAUCAUGGGGAAGAAGAAAGUAAAAAACGUGAAGCUUGGGGCUGCAUACAUCCAUAAUGACAAGCUAGGCAGGAAGGAGGUCGUGUACAACGUCCCUGUGGAGCCACCGACAAAGAAAGGCAAAAAGGAGAAAGAGGAGGGCGAGUGGUUCGUGCAAGUGCCAGAGCCGGACGCGCAUUGUUGGAGAACGAUGGAGUCGCUGACAGACAACGAGAAGUGCCGCGUCCUGAAGAAGGUGCUCGCUUGCGAGGUGGUUUGGGUACAGGCGGGCUCCCCAGCGUUGGCGAAGCUCAGAAAGCUGAGCGUCCAGGAGGUGGUGAAUUUGGUGAAGUGCGACCGGGUGCUGGUGCGUCUGUUGAACUACUACCAGUUCAAGCACGACAAAAGGCCGGACACGGAUUGGAGCCAGAGGUUCCCGUUCCUGAAAUCAAGGUCCGCAAUUUUCAGACAGUUUGAGAGUCGUGGUUUGGAUGCUGAGUUGUGGGACGGGAGCACGAAAUACGUCACUGACUCCUCGCUGUUCAAGGACUGCCCGCCCUACAUGGGCUGCGACGACGACAGAUCGAUCGAGGCGACGGAGAAGCUGGUGGGUCACAAGAAGCUGUCCGUCGACUGGAGGAAUAAGGUCAUGUCCGUGUUGAGUGGCAGUAGACUGAAGAGUCGAGAGAUCGCGCUCGCCGAAGGCAUUAACCUCUCCUUUCCGGCCAGCAUGAACCAUCUUUCUUUCGUCAAGCUGUUGGAAGGGAAGUGGGUGAGGAGGACUCAACAGAAGAAAAGCUUCCCUGUCGGGAACAAUUUGUACACGGAAGACGACCGGAUGUACAUACUCUUCAAAGGCGACGAUUUGCGGGCCAACACGUCCGUCGUUUACGAGGGGAAACUGCCGGCAGGCGCCGCUACUGCAGUGCGGGUACCACAGAAGGUUACGCAAACGGAUGUGUCUGACAUCCCGUUCAACGCUUGCGACUGGUCGCAUACCUCGCCUGCACAUCGGGGCAUUGUGUACGGGGACAUGGAACGCAACCCCGCCCAAUUCGUUCAGCUUAUCGAAUCUGUCACCAAGAAGGGGGAGGGUGUCGUCUUCCUCAGGAAGCCACACGCGCGGUCAGUCUGGGAAGUACUGAAGGCAGGACGGCACGUCAUCGCGAUGGAAGGGAACUCCGAGCUCUUGCAAUUUACAAUUGAUCUCGUCAAAAGUGAGGUCAAUUCAGGUGCCCACAAUUGCGAGUUCAUGGUCGUCACCGAGACUCGGGCUCGCGCGUGGAACAACAAGACAGACAUGUGGUUCAAGUUGAGUGCGAGGAAGCGGAACAAGAUAUACGACUUCUUGUUCCUGCAAACGCGGCCGAAGAGAGACACUGGCGUCAAGUACGUGCGCCGCAAGGACCACAUGUUCACGUUGCUCGACAACUACCACGGCGCCUCCCGCAUGAACGCGAAGACCUUCCUCGAGAGGUUGAAGUCCCUUUACUUCGUGGAGUCAGAGGAGGAGCUGACGUUCGGCAGUUACUCCUCCUUGAUCUCCACGGAAGACGAGGAGACCACCGGCAUCGAGUUCGACGCGACCGAGGACGAGGAGGGCAGCAACACCGAAAGCCUCGAUCUGCAGCACGACCAGCAUUCUGCGCAGCACGCUACAGGGUCGUCCUUGGCAGGGUCCCGGGGGCCGGACGGUGGGGAGAACGAGGGCGACGAGGCUGGGGGCGACAAACGAGUCCCGGGGCGACAACACGAGGGCGACGAGGCUGAGGGCGGGUCUUUGGGCGACACCACGACAGCGGAAGGCAGCGGCGGGGUGGCGGGGGAGGCCCUCGGGCGUGUGCAGUCUACCGGUCCCAGUCCAGAAGGCUCGACACAGUCGGCGGACGUGCCCAGUUCAUCCGCCUGCUCGGUGAUGGCGGCCUUGCUUGCUCUCCGUGUCGGCUCGGUCGAAACGUUCAAGUCCGCCGGGAUCCGAACUUCAAUGCUUGCAGAGCAGACAGAGAGGAUGGACGCGCAGAGCUGGUCAGGACCGGGGGUGGCGAGUUGUCAUCCCAAAAUAGACAGCGGUGCGGUGAGGGAAGGGACUUCGCCGCCUGUGGGGGAUCGCCAACCGCUUCGGUCGGAGCGAGAGGGUGCGUGUGGAGGGCCCGGCGACAGGGAGACGGCGAAGUUCGUCGGGAUCCGAACUUCUCCAGGCAAGGCAUGUGGAGGGCCCGGCGACAGGGAGACGGCGAAGUUCGCCGGGAUCCGAACUUCUUCUGGCAAGGCGUGUGGAGGGCCCAGCGACAGGGAGACGGCGAAGUUCGCCGGGAUCCGAACAUCUUCAGGCAAGGGGGGCCAACCAGGGAUAUUGGUGCAGGUGGAAGGGGCUGCGUGCGGCGGGCGGGAAGGGCAUUCGUCGGAAAUCGACAUGGGUUCGGGCGAAGUGGCUGCAUUGCAUGCAAGGGAAGAGGGCAGGGUGAUGGACAAAGAGAAGGAAGUGAAGGAAGGAGACCCAGGGGAGGAAUUGGAGGAAGGAGGGGAUGAAGGGGAGGAAGAAGAGGAUAACGGAGAGGAAAGGGAAGAAACGGAGUUGGCUGGGUUGCUAGGAGGGCAGGAGGGGGAAAAAGGUGAACUCGAUACAGGAGACGACGAACGGUCUUUCGGCGACGACGAUGACAGAUCUGGGGAGUCGUCUGACGAAUUCGGGCAACUAUACGGAGAACACCGUGAGGAAGACGACGACGACGAUGACACGGCACUGGGUAUGGAGACACAGGUGGUCACAAGCCUUUCGCCAGAACGUGAUGACUAUGAGGUCGAAGCAAUGACGUCUGUCGUCGAUCUCCAACACCGGUUCAACGAAGCUCGUGUAACAGUCCGCCUGACUAAACCGAGUGUGCGUAUUGACAUCGAAGAAGUUAUCGACGGCAUCCUGGGCGACCACCACAUGUCCGCGCAGCCAUCCUCGACGCCUGGUGUCGACGACCCUCUCGACGUCAAACCUUCUGGGGGAUCUGUCGUCGAUUUCUCGCCGACGAACUCUCCGAUGCUGCCGCCGACCAUCGCCAGCGGAGGAGAAGGCGGGAUUGGGGGACGACAAGAUGUCACAUCCUCGAAAAAAACUGCCGCCGGCACUCGAGCUCUCGACGUGCUGGCCUUGCCCGCGCCAACUUCGGCGAUUAAGGAGCGCAGAGACAAACCAGCUGGCAAGCAGUGACAAACGCCACUCUGUCUUUGCGCCAGUGACUGCAGUGUCUGUCGAUGUGGGGAGUUCCUUAUAACGGCAUGCUACAGCCACCACU